Molecule: messenger RNA, 1059 nt
Organism: Babesia bigemina
Lineage: Eukaryota; Apicomplexa; Aconoidasida; Piroplasmida; Babesiidae
Exons: 1
Coding region: 1-1059 (352 amino acids)
Source: RefSeq, a predicted model, not a curated record
AUGUAUGCUGCUCUGCUACCGGCCUUCGCCGAACCGCCCGUAUUGCAGUUUGAGAACUACAUUGCCCAAAACAUUUUGGAUAAAAUUUUACAUGAGAAAAAUCUUACAAUCCCACUUGAGGAAGCCGAUUAUCUACCCCCUGAUUUCGCACCUGGUACGUCAGAUGUGAGAUGCCGUAGGGUCCUAACACGGCAUUAUCAAGGCUUCCUCUACGCACUUGUGGAGAACAGCGGUUGUUCAAUCGAGAGUGUUGCAGAUGUUCCUCUGGAUGACCUCAGCGGUCAUCUGUUCGGUCCACUUGGGGACCGUACGAUAGACACAACGGCUAACAAGACCAAUGCGAGGACACCAGCUAGUUGCAUACAAGCUAAGAUACAAGCCAAAUGUCCUGUUUAUUUAGCUUAUGCAGAAUGUGUGUUUACGAAAUAUAUGAGCUUUGGUAAAACUAAUGCCAAACUUACACUUCCGAAGCGACCUUCCAUUGAUCAGACUUUCGGAGCUCGGUUUCUAGAAUACAUUGAGGGCAUAGCAAAAAAUGUUCCCAGAUUGAUAGACGAGACGGUGACUCAUUUAUGUAGAUUUGUGAACACAGCUUGCGGAUCUCUUAAUCCACAGUUUGAGGACACGUUAUCCUUCAGGUUGCAACAUGUUUGCUCUCUUUUCGAUGUAUUUACACCGUUGGCUGAUUACUCUACUAUGUAUAGCCCCGAAUUAUCGGAGGAACAACGACUUGAGAUAAGUGAGUUGGAUCGUGAAAUGCGCGAGGCAAUGUUUUAUGCGCCAAUAGAGAACGUGUUUUUUUCACCAUUAGGGGUGCCUUACGAUACAUCAAUAAACGCAAAACAUAUACUUGACGCCUAUUUUGAUAAACUAUGCCAAAAGCGCUGUGACUACAUUACUACCAUGUUAAACAUUUCAUCCGAUUGGACUAAGUUGAGUGUAUUAGGUCAACAACAGCAGAUGCUUAUAUGUGCUAAAUUGGUGGUAACAUGUAACGGAUGUCAAAGUUGUGAAAAAAUGGGCAUAAAGGUAAGAAAUGACGACAUAAUCGAUACGUAA